Bipolaris maydis ATCC 48331 is the source of this 2004-nucleotide messenger RNA. RefSeq lists its product as uncharacterized. Gene Ontology annotation, biological process: inosine biosynthetic process; adenosine catabolic process. The record is from RefSeq and is a predicted model, not a curated record. NCBI's taxonomy places the organism in Eukaryota, Fungi, Ascomycota, Dothideomycetes, Pleosporales, Pleosporaceae. Gene Ontology annotation, molecular function: adenosine deaminase activity.
AUGGAAUCUAAAAUCAACAUUGAAGAUUACCUAAAACAAAGAGAAAGGCUUGUUCAAAAAGAUAAUAAGAGUGUCUGGGACAGGGAUGCAAGGCCAAAGCCUGGUUUAGAAUCUGAGCAAGAUAAGGUAGAACAAAGAGCCGCCACCAUUAUAUGCGCAAUUCGCGAGUAUGAACGCAAAGUUACCUUUGGAAACCUGGGAUCAGAGGCGCUGCCAGAUGAUAAGAAUCUGGAUAUGGGCGGCCAAUAUCUUACUAAUAAAGAACGCAUAGACACUCAAAGCAAGCUGUUUGAGAUAUCCAAGAUGGUACCGAAGGGAGCUCUUCUGCAUCUGGAUUUUAAUGCCGAACUACACCCUGAAAUACUUCUUUUCCAAGCCCGAGAAGUGGAGAACAUGUACGUCCGUAGCACUCAACGUAUCGAGGACGAAAGCCAAUUGGACACAACCGAGUUAAUCUUUAACGUCCUAGAUUCGACCACCGUCAAACAUAAAGUAAACAUAUUCUCCGAGGAUUAUCCCCUAAACACAACCCAUAGCGAUAUGAAAGAUAAAGAAUUCCAGAAGAAAAUCUGGAUGCGCUGGGGUAAUUUUCUAAAGAAAUUUGAAAAAAGAUUUCCGGAAAAGUAUAAGGAUCAAGCGCCCGAGACUUCCCGCAAGGGAGGACCGCAUCGUUUUGGAUCUUCAUCACUAAAAACUCUAUAUCCGGCUGAGAAAUGGUUGAUGUCAAAGAUGCUGCGUAGUCAAGAGGAAUUUUACCGCCCCGACCAAACCGUCAAUGGGACAUGGGCUUCAUUCAAUCAAGCCAUAAGGGUACCUAAAGCGCUGGUGAAGAGUGCUUACAAAUCAUACAUAAGCAAUGCCAUCGACCAGAUGAUCGACGAAAAGGUUAUGUAUGCCGAAUUACGACUGAUGCUGCUAGACAAAUUUAUCUCUGAUGAUAGCGGGAAGCCAGAAGAUUGCCUUGAUUUUGCUGCCCAAAUGAAGCUCAUCAAGAAAGCGAUAGACUGGAAAAAGAAAGAUCUGGAGAAAAAAAAGGAGGAAGAGAAAUUUCCGUUUGGACUCAAAAUUAUAUACUGUGCACCGCGAUCAAUAGGCAUUGACGCAAUGGAAAGGAAGCUACAGGAGUGCAUGUUACUCAAGAAAGAUUUUCCAUAUCUAAUCUGCGGAUUCGAUCUAGUCGGCGCUGAAGACCGGCCCAACUCCAUCGCAUUUUACAAGGACCAACUUAUUGCUUUUCAGGAAAAGUGCGAGAAGGAGAAUGUGGAGAUACCCUUCAUGUUCCACGCUGGUGAGACACUGCUGGACACUGGCGGUUCCGACGAUCCCAAAAAUUCGAAUCUCUACGACGCUGUGCUUCUCAAAUCGAAGCGCGUUGGUCACGCCUUCGCCCUAAUGAAGCACCCAUACCUGGUAAAAAAGUUUCGGAAAAACAAAACCAACCCUGGCAUCUGCAUCGAGUUGUGCCCCAUUUCAAACGAGCUCUUGCACCUCUGCAGAAACGUAAAGGAACACCCGUACCCAGAAUUGCUAGCUGCAGGCAUACCCUGUACCGUGAAUACUGACAACCCAAAUUUAUUCAGCAAUUCUAUGUCACACGAAUUCUACCAAGUUAUGGUUGGCGCGCCAAGUAUGUCUCUAUAUGGCUGGAAACAGCUCGCUCGCUGGAGCAUCGACUACAGUUGCUUGAAUCCCGAUGAACAAGCUAAGGCCCACAAGUAUCUCGACAAGGCUUGGGCUGAGUUCUGCGGGACCGUUGUAGACAAGUACGAGUACCUUAUGGAUAAGGACAAGAUCGAUCCUGUAGAGGCUGAGAAAGCGUAUCCACCGCGAAAUCGGAAGCACUAUGAGGUUAUCAAGAUUUCCAACUCCCUCGAGAUGGCUCUUGUUGGAAAUUGUUCGAAAUAUCGCACAAGUUCGAAAUCUCACCGUCACAAACAAAAGGUUGUCUCGAAUUUAUGCAGAUGUCUUGGUGCAGACGAGCGAUUCCCUCCUGAAGGCCUGUAG